This is a messenger RNA of Helianthus annuus (common sunflower), 956 nucleotides long. Its product is annotated as late embryogenesis abundant protein D-34. The transcript has 3 exons. NCBI's taxonomy places the organism in Eukaryota, Viridiplantae, Streptophyta, Magnoliopsida, Asterales, Asteraceae. The record is from RefSeq and is a predicted model, not a curated record. Bases 33 to 803 code for a protein of 256 amino acids.
ACAGCAGUGAGAACUACAAUCUACAACCAAAUAUGAGUCAAGACCAACAACAAAAACAUCCCAUAACAUACGGGGAUGUAUUUCCCGUUUCCGGCGAUUUAGCGACGAAACCGGUGGCACCACAAGAUGCAGCCAUGAUGCAAGCGGCUGAGACCACGGUGUUUGGACAAACCCAGAAGGGUGGCACCGCUGCCGCCAUGCAGGCGGCUGCUACCGUCAACGAACGAGCCGGGUUAGUUAGCCACCAAGAUUUGAGUGUUACCGGUGAUCAAGGAGUUACUGUUACUGCUACUGAGCUUCCUGGUGCCCGUGUCGUCACUGAAACCGUCGCUGGCCAGGUGGUGGGGCGGUACGUGGAUGCUACACCGGUACUCCAGCAAGGCGGCGACGGGGUGGGAGUUCUUCACCAACAGAGCGCUAUAACAAUCGGAGAAGCACUCGAAGCUACAGCAAGAACUGCGGGGGACAAAACGGUGGAGCAGAGUGAUGCUGCCGCAAUUCAAGCGGCAGAGGUCAGGGCUACUGGUAGUAAUGUAUUGAUCCCCGGCGGAUUAGCAGCUCAAGCUCAAUCAGCUGCCACUUUGAACACAUCUACACGCCAAGAAGAUAAAGUCAAACUUUGUGAAAUCCUUACGGAUGCGACGGUGAAACUUCCGGCGGAUAAGGCGGCUACGAGGGAAGACGCGGAGGGUGUGUUGAGCGCGGAGAGGCGGAACACCGCUGAUAUGACGGCUCACCCUGCUGGAAUAUCGGCAUCCAUCUCAGCUGCUGCUAAUCUAAACGAGAUAGAGCAUGUUAGCUAGUUUUAGUUUGUUUCAAAGUGUAUCGAGUGUCGUUUGAUUUGGGUUUUCGUUAUUUAAAGUGAAAUAAUGUUUGUACUAGGUUAUAACCCAGUGUAUUACACGGGUUAAGUAAAUAAAAAAUCAAAUAAUUAAUAAUGAAGAUUUAACAAUUAG